AUGCUCGAUUCGUGGCGCAGCGACAAAGCACCCCUGCUGUGGCACGUGGCCACGUUGCUCGGGGUGGUUCUAUUCUUUGGGCCAAAGCGACACCGGUUUCUGGCCCGAGAGCCGAGGACGAUGCCAGCGUUGAGGGAAUUGGUGGAACUAUGCAGCUUUUUGGACGUCACGGAUCUACACCAGGCCUUACUGGACCUCUUUGGUCCGGUGACCUUAGGCCGCCUAGCAGCUGCCAGCGGGCAGCUACACAAUCGCGUGCAGUGGAUGGUGCAGAGGCUCAAGACUCAUCGAGACGGCUUGAAGGAGGAUCUUUUCUUCUUCUGUGGCCGCUGUGCAAUGAAAACCAUCCAGGGCGGAGUUUUGCGCAAUGGCGCUUGGUCAACACCUCAGAUCCCGGGACGACCCACGCGGAAUCAGGGCUGGCUUCCGAGCCCGGAGCUGCCCACGCCGCGCUUCGCGGCGGCCGCCGCUGUGCUGGGCAAGGACAUUCUGGUCAUGGGCGGCUACGGCGGGAUGGACCUGGAUGUGACAGAAAAGUUUGAUCCGGUCACAAACCGAUGGAGCAGACCACCAGAACUCCAGCUUUCAUGUGCCAGAUCAGAGUCCCUGGGCUGUUUGGGUUGA
Molecule: messenger RNA, 624 nt
Organism: Cladocopium goreaui
Lineage: Eukaryota; Dinophyceae; Suessiales; Symbiodiniaceae
Source: the annotation of a GenBank genome assembly